CAAAGUUCGUUGAUUUGUCGAAAUCUAAUCUUCAAUCCGUAGUGUGACACGGGCUUUAGUUUCUUGCUCUUGAGUUCGUACGAAGGUUAAUUUGUUGAUAGUGUUUACGAGUUUGCUUGAAAAUUGUAUUUUACAUAAUUUGGAAAUGGAUGAAGCAUCGAAUACAUCAUCUGCUAAUUCCGCGGUGGCGAAACAUGCAGAAAGAAUGAAAAGGCUCAAAGAUCUUCACGGCAAAAGAAAUCAAGCAAGAAUGGAGAAUCACAAGGAAGUCGUAGAGGAGGAUAAAAGGAACAAGCUACCUACUAAUUGGGAGUCUCGCAAAAGAAAGGCAGAAUGGAUAAUGCAGGACGAAGCUGCUCGGAAAGAAGCAGAAGCCAAGGGUGAAGAUUACGAACGACAAAAAUUAUUACAAAUAGAUGCCACAGAAGCAGAACGAAUAGCCAGAAAAAAAAGAAGUAAGCAAAAUCCAGAUCCAGGCUUCUCUGAUUAUGAGCAAGCAGCAAUACGUUCGUACAAUAGGUUGGUGAAGAAUAUUAAGCCUAAUAUGGAAGCGUAUGAGGAAUCUAAGGAAAAGUUGGGAGCUGCUUUUUAUGGGGAUCGCAACACUAUACUGCAUGGUUUACAUGAAGACAAGAAGGAGGCGAUUGAUAAGAUGGUCACAAAUUUAGAGAAACAGAUCGCAAAGAGGGAGAAAUAUAGUAGACGUAGAAUGCACAACGAUGAUGCGGAUAUCGAUUACAUUAAUGAACGCAACGCCAAGUUUAAUCAGAAACUAGAGAGAUUCUACGGCGAGCACACGCGUGAGACUAAGUUGAAUUUGGAGAGGGGUACAGCUAUAUAAUAGGAAUAUGUUGUUGCAAUUAUUACAAAUAUCUUAUAUUUUACAUAUGUAUUAUACUAUAAUUUUGUACAAAUAGAAAUCUAGGAAGAUAAGAGUUUCACUGUAUUUUCGUUAUGUUCGAAAUGUACCUCCUGUGUGUUACUGACGAUACGAACAUCACUUUAUGAUAC
Messenger RNA from Harpegnathos saltator (Jerdon's jumping ant), 1011 nucleotides. RefSeq names its product pre-mRNA-splicing factor Syf2. Lineage: Eukaryota; Metazoa; Arthropoda; Insecta; Hymenoptera; Formicidae. The record is from RefSeq and is a predicted model, not a curated record. The transcript is spliced from 4 exons. Gene Ontology annotation, cellular component: Prp19 complex; catalytic step 2 spliceosome; post-mRNA release spliceosomal complex. Bases 146 to 841 code for a protein of 231 amino acids.